GGAUCUCAGUUCAAAAUUUUUGUGUUAGUCUUCAUUGGAUUUAACUUAUCAACAUUUUAUAUUAUUUAUUUACAAUUUUUUUGUUCAAAAUAUGAAUUUAUUAAAUUUGUGCUUUGCAUUAAUCAUUAUUUUAAUUCAAUCACUACCAUCAAAUUUUGUUAUAUACAAAUUAAUCCCAAAUGAAAAAAUUGAAAAUCUUAAUAAAAUACUUGACAAUGUGGAAAUAUGGAAGCAAUUCGAGAAUAUAAUCGUUAGACAUGGAAGUAAGAAUAACAAGGAAAUGCUCACAGUUCAUAAGAUCUUUGAUAAUAUUGACUACGAAAAAUAUAUAGAUCAGAAUAAUAUACAAUUUUUUGAAAAGCUUGAUGAACAACGUUCGUCAAAAUAUUUGUAUGUUGAUCCAAACAAUUAUGAAGGAAAGAUAUACUUAAUUUUUAAUUUCGUAAGGUGUAGGUGUUGGCAACAUAUUAAGUGGUUUAAUCGACUUUUAUCAUACAUGACAAGUGAUUAUGAUAGGAUCUGCAAAGAAGAAAUAAUGAAACAAGAAAAAACAAUGACCUUAAAAAUAAAGAGUUUGCUUCUUACAAGAAUCCAGGAAUAUAAAGAAUUAGUACAAGUACUUUAUGAUUAUGCAUGUUUUUUUAAAAGUUUAUUUCCUGAAGGUAAAGAUAAAUCACUAUCAUCAAAUUUUGUGGUAUCCAAAUUAAUCUCAUAUGAAAAAAUUGAAACUCUUAAAAAAGUACUUGUGAAUGUGGAUAUAUGGAAUCAAUUCAAGAACAUAGCUGUUAGAGAUAAAAAAUGCGAAAACAAGAAAAAAUACAAAUUUAAUAACAUCUUUGAUGAUAUAGACAACGGAAAUAUUACAGAUCAGAAUAAUGUAAAAAAGCCUGGUGAAGUACGAUCGUCAAAAUCUUUGCUUGUUAAUUCAAGCAAUUAUGAAGAAAAGGUAAAAGUAAUUUUUAAAUUCGUAAGAUGUAAGUGUUGUGGACAUAUUAAGUGGUUUAAUCGACUUUUGCUAUACAUGACAAGUGAAUAUGAUAGGAUCUGCAAUGAAGAAAUAAAUACACAAGAAAAAACAAUGACCUUAAAAAUAAAGAGUUUGCUUCUUACAAGAAUCCAGGAAUAUAAAGAAUUAGUACAAGUACUUUAUGAUUAUGCAUGUUUUUUUAAAAGUUUAUUUCUUGAAGGUAAAGAUAAAGUAAGUGAUACUGACCCAUUUUUUUCGAAACUAUUGCCCAUAAUAAAUAUGCCAUUACCUGAAGGUGAUUAUUUUGCAAAUGAUUUUAGUGAAAUAUUAAACAAAUCAUAUAUGGAUUUUUAUACUAAUUCAAAGAGUUUGUGUGUUUAUUCAAAAAACAUUCCUCACAAGGAUUCAUAUAACAAAAAAUACAAACGAAAGUUGGCUAAUGUAAAAUAUAAGAAAAGCUUUGCAGAAUAUAUAAGUAGUCAAUUACAUUCAGUUGCAAAAGAAAUUUAUGAUUCGUUUCCACAGUUGCCAUUAAAUGAAAAAUUAGAAUAAUACAUAAGAUUGAAUUAUCAAUUAUUAAUAUUUAUAAAACAUGUAUAAAAAUUAAAAAUGCCAAAUUAAACUUUUAUAAUAGUAGUUAUUUUAAGAGUAAUCGCGUGAUAUAAUAAUUUAAUUUAUAAACCCAACCCCGUA
Molecule: messenger RNA, 1660 nt
Organism: Daktulosphaira vitifoliae (grape phylloxera)
Lineage: Eukaryota; Metazoa; Arthropoda; Insecta; Hemiptera; Phylloxeridae
Exons: 4
Coding region: 92-1519 (475 amino acids)
Source: RefSeq, a predicted model, not a curated record